Molecule: messenger RNA, 3987 nt
Organism: Sebastes umbrosus (honeycomb rockfish)
Lineage: Eukaryota; Metazoa; Chordata; Actinopteri; Perciformes; Sebastidae
Product: synuclein, alpha interacting protein
Exons: 12
Coding region: 203-3028 (941 amino acids)
Molecular function (GO): ubiquitin protein ligase binding
Source: RefSeq, a predicted model, not a curated record
UGUCAUAAAGUCUUUGUGCUGCUGGAGACACAGAGACAUCGAGGCGAGACACGGAGACACGGAGACACCGAGGACACAAACAGCUGGAUCUGAUCCCAGCAGCUGGAUCCUGCUAGCGGCUCUGCUAGCUCCAACACAUCCUCCAGAGAGCUCCGUCUCCUCUUCCAGAAGCUGGUGGUGAGGCUGAUGAUGAGGUGUGAAGAUGGAGGCUCCUGAAUACCUGGACCUGGACGAGAUCGACUUCUCUGAUGAUUCAGUGUAUUCUGUGACGUCUCUGAAGAGCAUCCCAGAGUUGUCCAGGAGGAGUGAUGGCCAGGCCGAGGAGAGGCCAGCUCCCGCCAUCAACUGGAGUCGCAGCGUGUCCUCCCUCGGCGGCGGGGGAAUCAAACCCACGGGGCUCGCCGAGGUCCACAGUAAGUUCCGGCCGGUGAAGAGGGUCUCACCUCUCAAGCACCAACCGGAGACCACCGACUCCGACUCCGACGGUAAAGUCCAGGGCCAGGGGGAGCCGGGGGAGGCCGGUAAGGAUGACCCCAGCUCUGACAAACCCACUCACGCCUCCACCUCCUCUGAUGGGCCGGGAGGGAAGGCGAAGGGCCUGGGCGGAGGCGGUGGCGGAGGCGGUGGCGUUGGAGGGAACAACCCCCAGGCUCUGUUCGGGGAAUUGGAGCACUACGACCUGGACAUGGACGAGAUCCUGGACGUGCCUUAUAUCAAGUCCAGUCAGCAGAUGUCCACGCUGCCUCGCGUCCCCCACGACAAGCGCUCGGUGACGGGGAGCAACCUGGGCGGAGGCACCCUGGAGAGGACCCGAGGAGGAGGGCUGAAGAACUCCGCUUUAGCCCUCAACGAGCCUCUGAGCCUGGGCAGCAGCAGCUCACAGACUCAGUAUUGUGUCCUGUCUCCGGUGAAGUGGUCCGACCUGAGGAAGUCCAAGUCGAUGGAUCCGGACCUCCACCACCUCCACCGCUCCUCCGCCGGAGGAGGCUACCAGUCGGAGCUGCUCUCCUCCGGCCUCCUCAGCUGCUCCUCCUCCCUCUCCUCUUUCUCUGAUGCAGACAAGCUGCUGUCUGCGCGGGUCUACCCAGACUCCCAGAGCCAGAGGCCCAGCGUGGAGCCUCCGGGGGGCCCCAGCAUGAUGUUCCCCCUGCCAGGGUGCAGCGUGGGCAGGCAGGACGCCUCCAAGCCCUGGGCUGCUGGACCAGGAGGAGGAGGAGGAGGAGGAGGAGGAGGAGGAGGAAGCAGCGGAGGGCCGAGGGGGUUUGGAGGAGGAGCAGGAGGCGAGGUGGACGAGGAGACCAAGAAGAACCAGAACAUCAUCAACAUCGUCAGAGAGGGACAGAUCUCUUUGCUGCCUCACCUGGCGGCAGACAACCUGGAGCUGAUCCGAGAUGAGGAUGCGAACAACCUGCUGCACAUCUCGGCCUGUCAGGGUCACGCCGACUGUCUGCAGCAUCUCACCUCUCUGAUGGGAGAGGACGGCCUCAACGAACGCAACAACCAGCAGCUCACCCCGGCUGGCCUGGGAGUCAAGAACGGUCACCUGGAGUGUGUGAGGUGGAUGGUGAGUGAGACGGAGGCCAUCGCUGAGCUGAGCUGCACCAGAGAACAUCCCAGUCUGAUCCACUACGCUGCUCGCUAUGGACAGGAGAAGGUCUUGCUGUGGUUGCUUCAGUUCAUGCAGGAACAGGCGAUCUCUCUGGACGAAGUCGACCAGAACGGAAGCACCGCCGUCCACGUGGCCGCUCAGUACGGACACCUCACCUGUAUACAGACUCUGGUGGAGUACGGCUCCAACGUGACGGUCCAGAACCAGCAGGGGGAGCGGCCUUCCCAGAGUGCCGAGCGGCAGGGACACACCACCUGCGCUCGGUACCUGGUGGUGGUGGAAACCUGCAUGUCGUUGGCCUCGCAGGUUGUUAAACUCACCAAACAGCUCAAUGAACAGGCAGCAGACAGGAUGACUCUACAGAAACAACUGCAGAGACUGAUGGACCCCACCAAGGCUGAGGGGACGCCUUCUAGAUCACCCAGCUCCCAUCAGCCCUCAGUGGAGGCGUGGCCAGAGAUGAUGCUGACAGUGGAGGGGACUGCAGCUGAUGGCUGGUUGGUCCGUCAGGCCGGGGCGGGCCCGGACCCGGUGCUGCGGCAGCUGCUGGGGAAGGACAUGUCGGACACGCUGGGUCCCAGGGAGAGGCUGCCUCCGGCGGGCGGUCCCGGGGCAGCCGGGGGGGCUGCCGCCGGAGCCCGCAGGACGGGGCUGGUGGAGAGGAGAGAGCUCAAACUAGCCAGACUCAAACAGAUCAUGCAGCGCUCUCUUAGCGAGUCGGACUCGGACGGUUAUCCUCCAGAGGACGGUAAAAAUCCAGGAGCCUUGGCGUCAAACACACUGCGACCUGAUAGGCCGUCGCACCUGCCAAUCGCAGAGGAGGAGCCGGCGUCAAACCACCUCAAUCAGAUGAUGAAGAAGAACCUCCCCUCCUCCUCUUCUUCCACGGUUGACAGGAAGCAGGCGUUUUCUCUCAGCGGGUCGAAGUCGGCGGACAGCGUCGGUUUGAACCCCUCCCCCACCUCCAGCGACCCCGAGGCGGCAGACGGUAAAACGCCAGACGCCUCCGGCGACCUCCCCGACGGCCAGAAAGUCGCCACCAGCCCCAAGAGCGCCCUGAAGUCGCCGUCGUCUCGCAGGAAGACGUCCCAGAACCUCAAACUGAGGGUGACCUUCGACGAGCAGGUCCACAAGAGCUCCAAUCAACCGGAGGCGGAGCAGACCAAAGGGCAUCAUGGGAAGGAGAGGACUCCAACGGGAAGCUCGGAAAGCAAGCGGCCGUUUGGGGCGUUCCGCUCCAUCAUGGAGACGCUGAGCGGAAACACAAACCACAGCAACAACAACAACAACAACGGUGGUGGUGGCGGUCAGUCGGGCUCCACCUGUCAGAACUCACCUGGCAGGAAGUCAGAGAGUAAAGGCAGCCCAGGAGGAGGAGGAGGAGGCGCCAAGGGAAAGAGCAGGACCAGUAACGUUUAACCAACUGGUUCUACUGGAACCAGAACCAACAGAGCAAACAGCAGGAGGCAAACAACAUGAGAAAUCUAGAUCUAAACGGUAGCAGUGACGGAUAAACGUCCAUAAAUCCACACUGGAUUUAACAUGGGAGGGUGCAGGUUGUCUCCACGCCGACCCUCCGACGUUCUAUACUUUCUGAGGAUGAAGGAUACGGAACAGAUAUGACGUCACGUUAUUCAGACUACAACAAUAAAAGCGGUUACUUCCUUCUACUUCCACAUAGACUCAAAUGAAGCAGAUAUAUCGAUUCUGUCAUUAAAAUAUUUAUUUCAAAAUUUCUAAAAAUAAUGGCGACACAGUAGGUGAAUUGAUUUUUUUAUUUGUUUUUGAGCGAUAUGACUUAUAAAUAAUAUUUUUAGGCUAAAAGGUCACUUAAAAUUAGCUUGACAAUUGAAUAGAAACCAACUACUGAGUGUUUCAGCUCAAAGAAAGAUUAAUAAACAGACCGUGAGUUAAGAUUAUUUUAUUAAACUACCAUCCCCAAGGUCAGUUAUGAACUUCAUCCAAUGAGCAGUUUGAUUUUGAACCGUAUUUCCUCACACUUCUGUGUUUAUACUCGCUAACCAUGAAAUUUCUCAUGUUCUUUGCCUCCGACGUUUGACUUUUGACUUUUGACUUUUUCUACAGUUUAUGACUGAAAGACAGAAACUUGUGUAUUUGAUGGCGUUAUUCAGAGACGAGAAGGACCUGAAGUAUGUUUCGUGUAUUAAUCAGCGUCCAGCAGAUUAAUCUCAUAUCUCCAUAAUACAACUUUUCAUCUUUUUUAGUUUGAUUUUGUUUCGGAUAACAAAGUUCAUCGGUCUAGUUCAGGGGUCAGCAAACUUUACUUUCAAAAAAAAAAAAAAAUCUGUCUGGAGCCGUAAAACAUGAUCAUUGUGAUGAAGGCAACACAGUUUAUAGUCUAAGUAUAUAGUAUAUAA